GCUUGAGAAGGAGAGUCUGUAGCAAAUAGCACUGACAGAGACAGCCUAAAUGUGUCAUUUUUUCUUUCCAGUGUACCCCAAAGAGGGUAGCUUGAUCUAUUCUGAGAUCCAGAUUUUUCAUCUGGGAGAAGCAGAGAAAGCCAGCAGCUCCAGGACACCAUCAGAGUACAAGGAUGCUUCAGUUGUCUACUCUGUGGUGAAGACACAACUCCCAGGUGACGCAGCUGGACAGGUCAUCUCUAAGGAUGAAGAUUCCAUGAAUAAUUAUGAGAAUGUCACACUCACAAGACUAGCCCCCAAUCCAGGGUCCCAGGCCCAGUGCAGAUCUUAGGUCCCUGGGGUCACUAAUUAGUUUCAGCUUUCCAAUUCUUCUCACCUGUGUGCAUUCCAUCUCAAGACUCCUAAUUCAUUCACUCUGAAGUAAUGACGGGAUGGCACCUGAAGACUUUGCUAAAAUGAUGAGGAUCCACAGUUAAGGGAACACCCUGAGAACCCGCUCUGGGCCUGACCCAGUGUAUACCCUAAGAUCCAAUUUAGGGAAGAGGAAUAAGGAGUGAGAAAGGAUGCUCUUUAAAAACAGAAGCAAAAAAAAAAAUAAAAAUAAAAAAAAAAACAGAAGCACAA
Messenger RNA from Trichechus manatus latirostris (Florida manatee), 624 nucleotides. Its product is annotated as Fc receptor-like protein 4. Bases 50 to 331 code for a protein of 93 amino acids. The transcript is spliced from 3 exons. NCBI's taxonomy places the organism in Eukaryota, Metazoa, Chordata, Mammalia, Sirenia, Trichechidae. The record is from RefSeq and is a predicted model, not a curated record.